Messenger RNA from Herpailurus yagouaroundi (jaguarundi), 6467 nucleotides. Its product is annotated as O-acyltransferase like protein. The transcript is spliced from 15 exons. NCBI's taxonomy places the organism in Eukaryota, Metazoa, Chordata, Mammalia, Carnivora, Felidae. The record is from RefSeq and is a predicted model, not a curated record. Gene Ontology annotation, molecular function: acyltransferase activity, transferring groups other than amino-acyl groups. Bases 1 to 2073 code for a protein of 690 amino acids.
AUGAUGGUCCUGACUUUGUUCUUUUGUUUUCUGUCUUUUCAAUUGCAGUUACCUUUUGCGCUCCCCACAGGAAACGUUUCUCUCAAAUGCAUGCAGGACACUGACGAAUUCCUUUCCGACUUGAAUUCAGUGGAGCCCAAAGAAUACGCUCUGAGAAUGUAUGACUCGGUCGGGAAGCUUGGGAGCAAUAUUCUUAACGGAAACGUGGACAGGCUGGGAUCGUACAGCGAGUGCCUCUCCGCCCGGGCUCCCUCGGGGCGCUUCCAAGGACAGUACUGCAAGUUUCAGAUCCUGCAGGAUGGAGCUGCAUACAGCGUGGGAGUGUGUGUCCCUGAUUCUUGCACCGAAGAGGACGUGACCAUGAUGUCUCAGUUGGAUAUUUUCAGAUUCAGAAAUACUUCGUUUUUGGCCCCUUCUCUCUCUCUCUUUGCAAUCAAUUCUUCCUCCUCAUCUGGCACGGGCGCGGCUAGAUGUGCUACUGGAACGUUCCCCCUCGACACCUUUGUGGCCGUGUGUCUCUGCCUCACCUCGCUGGGCCUCCUCCUCCCCCUGGCUGGCACUGUCUAUGUGGCGGCCAGGGGGCGGGGGCCCGACUACAGGGAGUCACCCUCACAUCGGGCACGACCGGCCACCGACGGGAGCCUGCCUCUGAGAGAGACACAGAGGAGUGACCCAGGAAACAGAGCGGGUGGCCUGGCCCACCUCUCACUCUCAGGAACCCCGAGCAGAGGACAAAGAUUUUUAGGAGCCACGGAGCACGCUCUGAAAUGCUUUUCGUGGCAGAAGAACGUGCCGGCCAUCCGGACCACAGAGACGCCCGCGGGGGGCGUGUGCUCUGCGCUGAAUGGCAUCCGGGCUCUGAGCCUCCUCUGGAUCAUAUCCGGGCACACCAGUCAGAUGACUGCCUGGCUGUCUUUGGAUAAUGUGCUUGAGUGGAAAAGCAGAGUGCUUAAAAAUCCACUGUACCUUUAUUCUCGGAGUGGCCCAUUCUAUCUUGGGGUUGACACAUUCUUCCUGAUCAGUGGUUGGCUAAGCGCAAGGUCAUUUCUAAGGAUGCAUCAGAAUUCGGACAAAGGAACAACCCUUAAUGUCAUCCUCAGAUACUUCCUCAGCCGCCUUACAAGGUUGCAGCCCCUUCACAUGUAUUCGGUGUGCUUGCUGGCUGGAUUGUUCUCUCUUGUUCCCUGGGGGCCCGUCUGGGAAGUGCCCAAGUUCCACGUGGAUAACUGCCGGCGAGCGUGGUGGACGAAUCUGCUGUUGCUAAAUAAUUUCCUGUGGGUCCAAAACGCGUGUAAUGGCUGGACGUGGUACCUGGCCAACGAUUUUCAGUGCCAUCUCAUCACGCCGGCGAUCGUCCUCAUCCACAGAAAAAGUAAACAUGUCCUUGUCCUCCUCGGGGCCAUGCUGUUCUUGGCAUCUUUCACUGCCACAGCUCUGCUCACCCUGGCUUACUCCCUUCCGGUCGCAGCUCCGUCAGAAGCAAGUGAAAACGUGACUGUGUUGUACUUCUCCGAGUACUACACGAAGCCCUACUGCAGAUUCGGACCAUUCCUCGUGGGGCUCUUUCUGAGCAUUUUCAUGCACCAAAACCACCAGGCAAACAUCCUUAAAACCAAGACGCAGGCCCUGCUCGGGUGGACUUGCUCCCUGGCCGCCCUGUUCGCAGUGGUUGCUCUGGCGUAUGCAGUGGAUGAUACUUCUGUCACCUCUUCACCUGCCGUUGCCCUGUACCAGGCCCUCCACCGGACCCUGUGGGCGGCAGCCGUGGGCUGGGUCCUGUUGGCAUGUCAGGAAGGCUAUGGAGGGCUGGUGAACAGGCUCCUCUCCUGCCACAUCUGGGCUUUCCUGGCCAGCAUCAGUUACGCUUGCUACCUGGUUCAUCCGAUCCUCAUCAUGCUCUACAACGGCCUUCAAGAAACGCUCAUUCACUACAGCGACACCAACAUGUUCUACCUUUUCUCUGGACACUGUUUGCUGACCAUCAUCACUGGGCUGGCCCUGACACUGUUCAUUGAGAAACCAUGUCAGGAGCUGAAGCGGUACCUGUUGGGACCAGUGCCUGCUGGGCCAUGAACAUUCUGGUAAAACCCUAGAGAAUGACUGGGUUUUUUUCUGCUGGCAAUGAGCUCAAGUAGACAGGGGCUCAUUUAUGUAACAAACGCUUGUGUUCCCGAAAAGCGGUGUGAAUUCUGAUUUGGUGAAUGCUUAAGAUAUACAAGUUCUCUCUGUGCUUAAUGCAAAAAGAGUUCUGAGUGUUUAUUUACUAUAUAAAAGAGUUCUGUGAUAGCCUGUUGGGUAGCACAAUAAUCACUCUCUGAUGUACCUUUUUAGAAAAAAACAAAAAACAAACAAACAAAACCAAAGAAAAACAAUCUAGAUUUGUGAUAUCUUGUUCGGCAUGUACUUUCUGUACCAAUGAUCAGAGGAAAACAUCAAAUCUAGUGAGUUUAAUGCAACUUGGGUUAUAAUCACAUUUCUUGGUAAAGUCACAGUAUGUAGUUUUUCACAUCAUCGUUAUCUUUGUGUUAUCAUGAUACCUUUGAGGACUUGUAACUUUAUUUCGGAGCCUCAGGAUUGUGUGACCCACUAGCGUGCCCAGUUCAUGGGUGUGUCGUUACAGGCCUUCCAAACAUUAUCUAUUUUACAACACGGUCGCUGUUAUGGGUUGAAUGUGUCCACCGAAAAAGAAACAAAGUCCUAAUCCCGUCAUACCUUAGAACGUGACCUGUUUGGGGGGGGGGGGGGGGUAGUGUUCUUACAGAAGUAAUCAAGUUAAAAUGAGGUCAUGGGGGGAGGUGGCUCUAAUCCAGUAUGACUGGUGUCCUUGUAAAACAGGGAAAUCUGGACAUAGAGACAGAUAUGCACAGAGGGUGGAAGACGUGAAAACAGACAGCAAUAAGGCAGCCAUCUACAAGCCAAGGAACGCCAAAAAUUUCGGGCAGACACAGAAGCUAGACGAGGCAAGGAAGGACUCUCCCCUAGAGUGUCAGAGAGAGCAGAGCCCUGCUGACACCUCGAGUUAGGACUUGCAGCCUUCCAGAACAGUGAGAUGAUUUACUGUUGUAAAUCAGCCAGUUGUGCAACCCUAGCAAAGAAUACGGUCCCUCAACAAAACUCCCAACAGAGAAGGACGAGAUCCAAUCAAUGGCUCCCAUCCCAACUCUUCGGUUUCCAGCAACAAGGCCUGGAAAUGGAGAGAUUUAUAAGGCCAGGGUGUCCAGGCUCUCAGGCUUGUGUUCCUUCCCGGGUGUGUGAUUUCACGUUAACCAUCCCUACUUGCAUUUGCGUAACAUCACUUAAAACAACGCUCUCUUUGUGUACUCAAUAAAUAAAGGGUUUAUCAGCAAUCACGGGGCUAUGAGGAGCUAAUUAGCACAGAAGACUCCCCAUCUCUGUACUGUGUCUCUCCAAGCGGAUCUGCUGAGACCACCACUGGAGGGUGGGGAGGGCUGUAAGCCUCAAAUCUUUUGCCAGGGCAACCGACAGCGAACCUUGUCCUUUUCCACCCCACCCUGGGGACCCUCAUCUCCCGGAGGCUUGGUCUGUUCUCCUGGUAGAACCUGACCUGAGCCAGGAGACAAGUCCCUGCCCGGCAUGUUCAGUGUCUGUAUCAGAAUGCACCAAGUUGGGUUUUUGGGUAACCUCCAAGUUCAUGGAGUUCUUUGGGAGCCCUCUGGUGGCUGAUUUGGCACCUCUGACUUAAUUAGGCCUCAGAGGAGAUCUUGAGGGCGUGUGACCUUUGCAGGAGGAACCCUACAGUCCGGAUGGAUGCUGGUGGGAAAUGACUCCCCCGCCAACACUGAUGGGCUGUCAAAUUGCCAAGUGCUUCUGGUUAUGAGGCUAGAAACUUGGGGCCAUGGAAAUAGCUUUCAUAACGACUAGUGACAUUGCCUUUGAAAGUUUCUUUUUGUUUUUUUUUAAUAAGGAAAAAAAAAUACCCUCUCCACGCUUGCAAUUUCACAAAAUAUAAAGUAGGGAUAGAGAAAUCCAAUUUUGUUCUGGCUUUUGUUUCGAUCUGGAAUUCCCGAGGGGUUUAAGAUUUAUGGAGUAUGUGGAACUUCUUUCAAUCCCGAAGCAAACUGUAAAAAAGCAUAUGACAUUUACGAGACAGCUGGAAAUUUGAACACGGCCUGGAUAUUCGAUGAUACUAAGGACUCACUGAUGUUUUAAUGUGGUAGUGGUAUUGCGGUCAUGUUUUUGUUUUUGUUUUUUUAAGAGGCUUUAUCUUUCAGCUGCAUCCUGAAAUAUUUAUGGACAGAAUGAUAAAAUCUGGUAUUUGCCUCAAAAUAAUACCAGGAGGACGAGGGAGACCAGAAACAAGAUUGGCCAUGUCGUGAUACUUUUUGAAGCUGGGUGAUGGGUAUGUGGGGGCUCAUUAUACUGGGUUGGUUUUUUUUCUCUAUUUUUGUAUAUAAUAAACUGAAGCAAAUUUCUAGAGGCGGCGACAUCAGCAUAGAGAAUUGAUGGGUGACUCCUCUAAUUCUCCCUAAAUUCUGAAAUUCAUGUUUCGUCCCCACAUACCAACCCGGGGACAGGUCACAUUGACAGUAUAGUCACCCCCGCAGGUCUAAAGGAACUCCAGCCGCCCUUAAGUUCCUCCCGACUGGUGUUGGGAGAGUCCAGGGAUAUCUCGCUGGUCUUGUAAACGCCUGGACCCUCCCCGCUGCCCCUCCCCCACCCCGCCUGGCUCCGUGCUCAGCCUACUGCGUCCAUCCAGAGCACAAAUGAUCUCCAUAAAUGUCACAAGCAGGUAAGUCCCCUCUGCCCCGCCUUGUGCCACCUGUGCUCCCUCAUUGAGGCUUUGAUGCAGUGCUGCUAAGCGCUCAGCAUGUUGUUCCAGAAACUGCUCUUGCAGAUUUUCCUUAUUCUAAUAGAGGUCGUUCUCCCUUGGGUGCCCCAUGAGCCGAUGGGCGCUGGGAUGGACAGUGACAAUUGUUUGCCCUUUGCAUUUGUGCUGUUCACCACUAGCCCUGAUCACCAUGGCUGGCACACAGUAGGUGAUCAAUAAAUGGCGGCUGAGGCAGUGAUGGAAUUAACCCCUUCUUUUUUUAGGUGAUUCCUUUUCUGGGAGGCUUCUCGUGCCUACAGGCAGGCACCUCUCAACCAGGUCUUAGAUAUGUUCAGUUUUGUAAGACUCUUAUCCCCAAAUGGCCCAAGCAGGCCCCCUUCCCGGGAAGGUCAAAGCUGAGAGGCUCCCAAGUACUUUUAAAAAGGUGAGAAGCCUUUAGAACUAGAGUCCGUAGACCCCACCUGGGAUGGAAAACAAUGCUGUGCUCAUAUCGCGGAGGCAGCCAUUUUGGGUGGCCGCCGAACAUGCCUAUUCCCUCCUCCCUUGCCAAACCAAACUGACGUUCCAGCAUCAACACUGGGGAGGCCCCAUACUUCGUAAAAGCCAAUUUUGGCUCCCUCGGUGCUCUUGCCGGUGAUUGGCCCAAGUGUGGUCAUGUGACCCAGCUCUGCCCAAUGAGACCUAAGGAGGCGUGUGCCGGGGACUUCUGGGAAAGACUGUCCUCGCGGGAACGGGUGGGGGUUGGGGAGCGUCAAGGAGAAAGUCCUUCUCGUGGUCGCGUCCCUCAGCCUUGUGAGGAUGUGGUGCUGUUUGGGGUUGUGGCCGCAUCCUGUGAAAAUGGAGGCGGGCCAGGCUGGCACACGGAGGCUGACAGAGGGACUGAGGGAGGCCAGGCAGAGUGAGGGUGGUGACACUGUACUGAAACCAGAACGAUUAAGGGACUGUCUGGACAUUGUAUCCUGAGGGCUCGCGGGGCUCGACUCUCCGGGCAGAAGAUUGGAAGCCGCUUCUCUGGGGAUUCUGACGGGCCUGAGACCAAAGCCCGAAAACCAUUGACAUAAAAGGCUGUCCCCAAAACGUCCUCACCCGGUGCCCUCCGGUGAAGCUCGGAGGUGACAGGUUCGAAUCACAGGGUCAAAGCAGGGUGACCAACGCAUCCCCAUGUGGCCGGGACUUCGUCGGUUUGGGCACCGAACCCUCCCCCGUCCCGACGCCCCUCAGUCGUGGGCAGACAGGGACGCGCCACUGUCCUUGCAGAGGUGAGAGAAGGGGCUGCCUCCACUGAAGAUGCCGGGACAAAGAAGUGACUCCUCUUUCGUUCAGUCGUUCAGUCAAGAAGCGAAUGUUUCUAACGACCACCUAUUGGCAAGGACUCCAGGACUACUGAUGCGAAUGUCAGGCAUCCUGUUGUGAAGGAGCUUCCGGAAAUCUCUUAGGGCGGCCAGAGCAGCCAGGAAUGGCCCAGAGUUGCUUUGGACUAAGGAAGGGGCCAAGUGCUGGGUAUCUCAGCAGAUUGUGCAGUACAGAUAGAUGAUUAUCACUUAAAAUGGCGGUUGACUUUUAAAAAUUUGUUGAUGAUGACUAGGAAUGCAUUAAUAUACUCUCCCAAGUAACUGUAAUUUUAUGUAGUAUUUCAUUUUUAUUAGAUAAGAGGCUCAUAAAACAAGGUCCAAUGCUG